Odocoileus virginianus texanus is the source of this 3381-nucleotide messenger RNA. Its product is annotated as luc7-like protein 3. The record is from RefSeq and is a predicted model, not a curated record. Gene Ontology annotation, biological process: mRNA splice site recognition. Gene Ontology annotation, cellular component: U1 snRNP; U2-type prespliceosome. Gene Ontology annotation, molecular function: mRNA binding. NCBI's taxonomy places the organism in Eukaryota, Metazoa, Chordata, Mammalia, Artiodactyla, Cervidae.
UUUAAUUAUAUCCAACUUGUCAAUUCAUUCUUUCAUGGAUCAUGCCUUUGGUGCUGUAUCUAAAAAGUCAUCAACUUAAGCCCAUCUUGGUUUUCUCCUGUGUUACCUUCUAGGAAUUUUAUAGUUUUGUGUUUUACAUUUAGGUCAGUGAUCUGUUUUGAGUUAGUCUUUGUGAAAGGUGCAUGGUCUGUGUCUACAUUCAUGUUUUUGCAUGUGCAGUUUGUUACAGCACCACUAUUGGAAAAGACUAUCUUUCCUCUAUUGUAUCACCUUUAUCCCUUCAUCAGGGACCAGUUAGUUGGUUCUGUUUUUCUUGGUCUAUCUCUGGACUGUCUGGUCUUUCCCACUGAUGUGUUUCUGUAUCUCUGCUGAUCUUUGCAGGUCUCGCACUGCCUUGGACUGUCUGGUCUUUCCCACUGAUGUGUUUCUGUAUCUCUGCUGAUCUUUGCAGGUCUCGCACUGCCUUUGGACUGUCUAGUCUUUCCCACUGAUGUGUUUCUGUAUCUCUGCUGAUCUUUGCCGGUCUCGCACUGCCUUGGACUGUCUGGUCUUUCCCACUGAUGUGUUUCUGUAUCUCUGCUGACCUUUGCCUAUCCCACACUGUCUUGGUUGUUGCGACUUCCAGUCUUGAAGUCUCUGGUGUCAGUCCUCCAAUCUUGUUCUUGUCCUCAGUGUUGUGUUGGCUAGUCUGUAUCGUUCGCCUUUCUGCAUAAACUUUAGAGUUAGUUUCUUAAUAUCCAGAGAAGAACUUGCUGAGAAUUUGACUGGGUUUGCAUUAACUGUAUAGAUCAGGUUGGCAAGAAUUCACCUCUAGACAAUUUUUUGAGUUUUCUGAUACAUGAAUAUGUACUUAGUUCUUUGAUUUCAUUCAUCAAAAUUUUGUAGUUUUCCUCAUAUAGAUCUUGUAUACAUUUUGUUAGGUUUAUACCAAGUCUUUUUAUUUUGGAUGGUGCCAAUGUGAUGGUGUAUUUUGAAUUUCAUAUUUAACUUGUUUAUUGCUGAUUUAGGAAAGCAAUUGACUUUUGUAUAUUAAUAUUAUAUUCUGCAACAUUGUUGUAAUCAUUUAUUAGUUCUAACAGCUUUUUGUCAUUUGUUUUGAAUUUCUGCAUGGAUUAUCAAGUUGUCUGUAAACAAAGACAGUUUUAUUUUUUUCCUUCCCAAUCUGCAUAUGUUUUAUUUCCCUUUCUUGUCUUAUUGUAUUAGCUAGGAUGUCCAGUGUGAUCUUAAAAAGCAAUGGUGUGCAAAAAAAAAAAAAAAGCAAUGGUGUGAGGAGACAUCCUUGCCUCAUAACUGGUCUUAGUGGUGAUGCUCAAGGUUUUCACCGUUAAGCAUGAUGUUUGCUGUAGACUUUUCAUAUGUUCAUUAACAGUUGUAGAACUUCCCCCCUGUUCCUAAUGUACAUGAGUGGUGUUAGGUUUUGUCAAAUGCGUUUUCUGCGUGUGUUUAUGUGAGCUUAUGGCUCUUCUUCUCUAGCCUAUUGUGAUGGAUUGCAUGAAAUGAUUUUCAAGUGCUGAGCUCGUCUUGCAUACCUGGAAUACGUCCCCCUUGGUCACUGUGUAUAGUUCUCCCUAUUCACUGUGGACGCGGGUCACUGGUGUCUCUGGAGGAAUGUCGGUCUGUGUUCAUGAGACACUGGUUUGUGUCUUCUUGUAAUGGCUUGUCUGCUCUGGUGUUAAGGUAAUGCUGGCCUCAUAGGAUGUGUUAGGGAAUAUUUCCUCUGCUCCUGUCUUCUGAAAGAGAUUGUAUAGAAUAGGUGUAGGUUUUUUUUUUUUCCUUUAUUAAAUGUUUGGUAAAACUCACCAGUGAACCCAUCUGAGCCUGGUGCUCUCUGUUUUGGAAGGUUAUUAGUUACUGAUUCAGUUUCUUUAAUAGGUAUCGAGUCUGUUUAGAUAGUCUGUUUCUUUGUGUGUUUUUUGGUAGAUUGUGUCAUUUGAGGAUAGACCAAUAGAUUGGUCUAUUUCAUCUAGGUGAGCAUAGGGUUAUUCUUAGUAUUCCCUGAUUAUCCUUUUAAUGUCCAUGAGAUUUGUAGUGAUGUACCCUCACUCACUUCUGAUGUUGGUAAUUCUUAACUAUGCCAAUUCUUUCAUCUUCUUUCUUUACCUCUAUCUCAUGGCAGUUAAGAAAAAGGAAACAAAAAUGUACAAAGAAGGUAGAUUCUUAAAUUCAGAUUUCCUUUUAGCAAUCCACAGUCAUUUCCUGAUUAAUAUUUUAGUAAACAAAAACUACAUGGUGGUGAUGGAGGUUAUAGGAUAAUAACCCUUAACAUAUAUGAGAGCUUUGAGACCAUCUCUGGGGGAGAUUUUAGACCAAAUAAGACAAAGACAAACCCCUUUGCUUUACAGAAGUUAAUUAAAAUACUAUGGAGCAUACGAUGCAGCAUUAGAGAGUCUCUCUUCUAAUGAUUACUUAAUUAGGUUAGAUAUCUUAGCUAGUAUAUGGCCUUUCAAGGAUGUGAUUGACAUUUAGAAUUGGUUUGGUUAGAAGUAACAGGAUGGCGACUGUGUUGCCAGCGUUUUCUUUGGCAGGUGCCAGGGCUGGUGGGAGCAGCCGCCUGAGGAAAGCACCAUGAUUUCGGCUGCGCAAUUGUUGGAUGAGUUAAUGGGCAGGGACCGAAACCUCGCCCCAGAUGAGAAGCGCAGCAAAGUGCGGUGGGACCACGAGAGCGUUUGUAAAUAUUACCUCUGUGGUUUUUGUCCUGCGGAAUUGUUCACAAACACGCAUUCUGAUCUUGGACCAUGUGAAAAAAUUCAUGAUGAAAAUCUACAAAAACAGUAUGAGAAGAGUUCUCAUUUUAUGAAAGUUGGCUAUGAGAGAGAUUUUUUGCGAUACUUACAGAGUUUACUGGCAGAAGUAGAACGUAAAAUUAGACGAGGCCAUGCUCGUUUGGCAUUGUCUCAAAACCAGCAGUCGUCUGGGGCAGCUGGUCCAACAGGCAAAAAUGAAGAAAAAAUUCAGGUUCUAACAGAUAAAAUUGAUGUACUCCUGCAUCAGAUUGAAGAAUUAGAAUCUGAAGGAAAAGUAGAAGCCCAGGGAAUGAUGAAAUUAGUUGAACAGUUAAAAGAAGAGAGAGGGUUGCUUAGGUCCACAACUUCGACAGUUGAAAGUUUUGCUGCCCAAGAAAAGCAAAUGGAAGUUUGUGAAGUGUAUGGAGCCUUUUUGAUAGUGGGAGGUGCCCAGUCCCGGGUAGAUGAUCAUUUGAUGGGAAAACAGCACAUGGGCUAUGCCAAAAUUAAAGCUACUGUAGAAGAAUUAGUGAAGUCCAGUAGUCGAGAAAAGCAGAGUGAAGACACAAACACUGACUCAAAGGAAAGUGAUACUAAGAAUGAGGUCAAUGGGACCAGUGAAGACAUUAAAUCUGAAGGUGACACUCAGUCCAGUUAA